Eupeodes corollae is the source of this 1639-nucleotide messenger RNA. Its product is annotated as protein mab-21-like. Lineage: Eukaryota; Metazoa; Arthropoda; Insecta; Diptera; Syrphidae. The transcript has 3 exons. The record is from RefSeq and is a predicted model, not a curated record. Bases 387 to 1484 code for a protein of 365 amino acids.
CCUGCUCCAAACAGGAGUAGGUACCUACGUGCAAUUGUGCAACUUUUAUCGAAAAAGAUUGUAAAGAUUUACUGAAAGAGUUGAUGGGAAACUGCGGAUGCAGUUCAGAUAAAGACAUCGCGUAUCGAAUUCCCCCACAGACAAUAUUGUUCUUUAUUUUUUUGUUUUGGUGUUUAAAUUGUCGGUUGUUUUCAUUAUAAAAUUAAAAAUAAAACAAAAAAACGAAAUAAGAAACAAAGGGAUAAUUAAAAAUUCACAUCUUUGGAUAUUUGUUUCCAUCAUAUGUUUAAAGCGUAGGUACCUAAAUAUUGUAAUCCCACCCAAAAGCGUAACAUUCCUCCUAUCAAGUGAGCCUAUAGUUUUUUUUCGACAUCAACAUAUUUAAAAUGCUUGUGCCACCGGAUAUGAUGGCCGCCCAAACCCGGAUGGUCUACCAGAUGAACAAAUUCUGUGCGGAACGCGUUCAAACGAGAAUGCUAAAAAUAUGCACCUCGAUUCGGGAGAUUUGCAAAAUCGUUCAGGAAAUUCUCAAGGAAGUUGAAGUUCAGGAGCCCAGAUUCAUUUCAAGUCUUGUCGAAUGCAAUGGAAGAUUCGAAGGUGUCGAAGUGAUCUCACCAAACGAAUUCGAAAUCGUUCUCUAUCUAAAUCAAAUGGGUGUGUUCAACUUCGUUGACGACGGAACACUUCCCGGAUGUGCUGUGCUAAAAUUGAGCGAUGGCCGCAAACGGUCAAUGUCUCUGUGGGUGGAAUUUAUAACGGCUUCCGGCUACCUAUCAUCACGAAAGAUUCGAUCGCGCUUUCAAACCUUAGUGGCGCAGGCCUGCGAUAAGAGCAUCUACCGUGACAUGGUCAAAAUGAUGGCAGACACAAGUGAAGUGAAGUUGCGAAUACGCGAUCGAUACAUAGUCCAGAUAACGCCGUCUUUCAAGUGCUCCGGCAUAUGGCCACGAUCGGCGGCCCAUUGGCCACUGCCGGGCAUACCAUGGCCCCAUCCAAGUCUCGUUGCCGAAGUGAAGACAGAAGGAUUUGAUUUACUCUCAAAGGAGAGCAUCAUUAUGCAGGGCAAGAAUGCCAGCAUGGAAGGUGAUGCUUGGGUGUUGAGCUUCUUCGAGGCUGAGAAUCGGCUCUUACAAGGUGGAUGUCGUAAGAGAUGUUUAAGUAUUCUCAAGACAUUGCGCGAUCGGCAUUUGGAUUUGCCCGGCAAUCCUAUAAGUGCUUAUCAUUUGAAAAAUCUUCUUCUAUACGAGUGCGAGAAACAUCCGCGAGAAUUCGAAUGGGAUGAGUGUUGUGUCGCCGAUCGAAUUAAUGGGAUUUUCUUGCAAUUAAUCUCGUGUUUACAAUAUCGUAGAUGUCCGCAUUACUUUUUACCCAGUUUGGAUAUGUUUAAGGGCAAAUCGCCGAGCUCUCUAGAAAAUGCAGCCAAACAGGUGUGGCGACUCACAAGGGAGAUGUUGACAAAUAUUAAUGCAUUCGAUAAGUUAUAGAAGUGUAUAUAAUUCAUUAUUUUGUUUUGUUUUGUAAUAAAGAGAAGUGUUUAUUUUAUAUUUUAUUGUGAUUAAGUUAUAAAAACUGUAUUAAAUAUCAUAUUCGUGUGAAUUACUAGGGUAUCUCAGAAAUUUAAGUUUGUUUCAUAAAUUUU